UAUUUCAUUUUUUUCCAUUUUUUCCUGCCUUUCCACUGAUUUCCUUUUUAUCAUUGUUACUAGUUACUUAUUGAUAUUAUUGCUACUAUGAUGGUGGUGACUGACUAUGAUGAUGUGUUGCUGAUGGUGGUGAUUUAAAAAAAUGACUGCUGAUUUUUAACCGGAUGAAAAUGGAGUUUUUCUGAGUGGUCCUCUCUGACUCUGGGCUUUUAACCCCUUGGGGGGGAGAGAUACAACAAGGCUUUUAAACUCAUUUUUUUAUUAAAAAGUGGAUUGAUCGCCUUAACUCUUUUUUCCCUCCCUUCCUGAUCGCCUGCCUGGCUGCCAAGAACGGAACCUGGUUUCUCUCCAGAACUUGUUUGAGUAUCUCAGGAAGUGCCAACACUUUUUAUUAUUAUUAUUUUUUAUUUUUUAUUUUUAACAUUUUAUUUCUGUGCAUUUUUUCCAACUGUUGCUGCAAUGUGUCUGUGGUGCUGAUCGCUCCCUAGCAGCGACAGCUUUUUCCCCAGUCAGAUCCUGCCCUCUCCCCCAUUUCCCCCUCAACUCUCGUGCCCUUCAGUUCCCAUCCUGGUCUUUUCCUCCACACCGUCCCACCCUUACAAACGCCGUCAUGGACGCCGAGGCUGGAGUAGCAGAGGCAGCUACCGGUGGAGCCUCACAUGGAGCAGAAACAAACCCAUCUGGGCUGAUGGUUUGCAUCUCUGCUGUGUGCUUGAGUCAUGGCCAGCAACGUCACCAACAAGACAGAUCCCCGCUCCUUGAACUCACGGGUCUUCAUUGGAAACCUCAACACCCUGGUGGUGAAGAAGUCUGACGUGGAGGCCAUCUUCUCCAAGUAUGGGAAGAUCGUUGGCUGCUCUGUGCACAAGGGAUUUGCCUUUGUGCAGUAUGUGAAUGAGCGCAAUGCUCGGGCUGCUGUGGCAGGAGAGGAUGGCAGGAUGAUUGCAGGUCAGGUCCUAGAUAUCAAUCUGGCUGCUGAGCCAAAGUUGAACCGGGGCAAAGCUGGGGUGAAGAGAUCGGCCACAGAGAUGUACGGGUCAGUAGCCGCACCACCUUCUCCGUCCCCUCUAGUCAGGUCAUCUUUCGACCUAGAUUAUGACUUCCAGCGGGACUAUUAUGACAGGAUGUACAGCUAUCAGGCACGGGUGCCGCCUCCACCUCCCAUUGCCCGGGCUGUGGUCCCCUCCAAACGCCAGCGAGUCUCUGGCAAUACCUCUCGUAGAGGGAAGAGUGGAUUCAACUCGAAGAGCGGGCAGCGGGGAUCAUCCUCCAAGUCUGGGAAAUUGAAAGGGGAUGACCUGCAGACCAUUAAAAAGGAACUGACCCAGAUUAAGCAGAAAGUGGAUUCCCUGCUGGAAAGCCUGGAGAAGAUAGAGAAAGAUCAAAAACUGAAGAAUGACAAGUCAGAGGAGGAACAAAGCAGCAGCUCUGCCAAGAAAGAAGAGAGCAAUGUCAAGAUGGAAUCCGAAGCAGGGGCAGAUGACUCUGCUGAGGAAGGGGACCUGCUGGACGAUGAUGACAAUGAAGACCGGGGAGACGACCAGGUACGAAGCUGGAGACGGCAGAGAGCCCGGAGCGAGGAGGAGCGCAGCGGCUCUCCCUGUUUGCUAACUCGGCCCCUCUGCCUGUCCCCUUCUCUCUCUCAGCUGGAGUCCAUCAAGGGGGAUGACAAGGAGCCCGAAGAAGGUGAAGAUGACAGAGACAGCGCUAAUGGCGAAGAUGACUCCUAAGAGCCCAGUACACCUCUCCUCUCCUCCCUGGCAAAACACAGCGUUCUUCUGAUAUUGAGCCUCUCACCAGUCCCUUGCUGGCUGCCUCCUCACAGCCCUGCUUCCCUCCCUCUUCUCGCCCUGUGUGUUCAUGGCGUGGUGUCUUCUGUUGCAUUUGGCCUCCCUCCCCACUCCCCCCAUCCCUCUGCCCCAGUAGUUCGGUUAAACCCCCCUGUAAUUCUCCUCUUUUAAUUUUGAUACCUCUUUAUUGACUUAACAAUUAAAUGACGUAUUGUUUUUAGAA
This is a messenger RNA of Sceloporus undulatus (fence lizard), 2013 nucleotides long. RefSeq names its product heterogeneous nuclear ribonucleoprotein C (gene HNRNPC). Gene Ontology annotation, cellular component: nucleus. Gene Ontology annotation, molecular function: RNA binding. Lineage: Eukaryota; Metazoa; Chordata; Lepidosauria; Squamata; Phrynosomatidae. The record is from RefSeq and is a predicted model, not a curated record. The transcript is spliced from 7 exons. Bases 720 to 1730 code for a protein of 336 amino acids.